Molecule: messenger RNA, 999 nt
Organism: Mytilinidion resinicola
Lineage: Eukaryota; Fungi; Ascomycota; Dothideomycetes; Mytilinidiales; Mytilinidiaceae
Product: kinase-like protein
Exons: 2
Coding region: 1-999 (332 amino acids)
Biological process (GO): protein phosphorylation; meiotic recombination checkpoint signaling
Cellular component (GO): nucleus; cytoplasm
Molecular function (GO): ATP binding; protein serine/threonine kinase activity
Source: RefSeq, a predicted model, not a curated record
AUGGCCCCGACGUCAGAUCUCGUGAGGGACUCGAGGCUGAGGACUCGAUUCUACGCAGGCCACACCCAUCAUACCUACUACGUCUCUGGAAUCACCGCUCGGCAACGCACUGUGAAGAGAGAGGAGCGAUGGCAACGAUGUGGCUCUCUUGGCUCCGGCGCUUUCGGAACGGUUUGGCUCGAGAAGUUGGUAUCGGAUGAGGCUGAAGCGAAGCAACGCGCCGUAAAAGAGAUCCGCAAGAAUUCGCAUCGUUCAAACACUAUUGAUUACAGCCGAGAGUUGGAAGCUAUCGCCAAGUUCUCUCACGAAAAUUACGAGCGUUGCUUCGUGCGAUCCUUUGGCUGGUACGAAAGUGGAGAAAGCGUGUUCAUUGCCAUGGAGUAUUUUCCCUUCGGCGAUCUUGAUGGUUACAUCUCUAGUCCAUUGCCAGAAUUGGAAGUCCAGCAAAUCACGUUUCAGAUCUUGGAAGGAGUUGCGUUCAUGCACGAAAAUGGCUUCGCUCAUCGUGACUUAAAGCCAACGAACAUCCUCAUUAAAUCCAGAGGCCCAGACUGGUGGGUUAAAAUUGGCGAUUUCGGCAUCAGCAAGCGUGCUGAAGAAGGGCUGACUGCUUUGCGAACGUUGAACGGCACUCCUGGUUUUCUGGCCCCUGAAAUGCUUGUACAACUCGGGCUUCUGGACAUGGACAACCUUGCUGUUAGCGACCGGUACACCGUCGCUGUUGAUAUCUGGUCAUUAGGAGAAAUCACAUUUCGCGCUUUGACCGGAGAAUCACCGUUUCCAAUCCGGCGUUUAGGACCCUACGCUAAGGGAAAGACGACUUUUCCUGUCGAAGUCUUGCAGUCACACAAUGUCAGCACUGACGGUUGCGAUUUCGUCAAGUCUCUCAUGGCUCCGCUACCUAGAGAUCGGCUAACAGCUAAAGAUGCUGUUGCACAUGAUUGGCUUGAGUCACAAAGGCCAUCUUCUGCAAGAUCGUCCUUGGAGAUUCAAAGGUAG